ACUCGAGGCGCCAGGUGAGGGGUGCCAGCUCUCGUUCUUUGGUCUCCGUGCUUUCGCCAAAACCGGUCCUUCUUGACCAAGCAUUGGGUUCCAUCCAGGAGUUUGCCAGUGUUGCUGUUCAAAGGCGAGGAAUACCGGUAUCGUACCCAGGCCAAGUUCAUUUGUAUGUAUCAGUGAAAGAGAAGGAAAGAAAGAUGAGCUUCUCUACCUUCUUGCGACCCAGAAAGAGGCGCGGCGCUUCGUCGUUUGACAACCAAACAUCGCAUCCACAACCCACUCUUCCAGUCGAAAGGCCCCGCCACAGGAGGCUCAUGUUGGUGACGGUCCGUUUAUCAAAGAGAAUGAUGAUAUUAGUAUUUGUUAUUGUUGCACUCUUGGCGGCUGCAAAUCCAUUCUUUGUCAACUUCUUUGAGGAAGUCAACUACAUCUUUCACAAGUGUUCCAUCGUGGGAGAUUUUCUUCUUCUCAAGAGGCGUCAAAAACCAAAUGACAAGAUCAUCUACUACCUGCAUCUCAGCAAAACUGCAGGUACCAGCUUUAUGGACGCGGCAAAACGUAAUGGACUCUCGGUACCCGUAAGGAAUGGCCUCACACAGCGAGAUUGGAGAUGUUGUGGAGGAAAGGACACGCUCGAGGCGCAGGAAGCCUUUUUCAACACGAGCAAAUUUGAUUUCGUCGCCAAUGAAAAUGACAUGUACGACGCCAUGGAUACCAAUCAUUACGACUACGUGGUAACAUUGCGAAACUCCAGAGCUCGAUACCUAUCCAUGUGGGCACAAUGGCAGCGUGACCCUGUCAUGGCAUACGCCAAUCCCAUGAACUUUACAGCUUGGUGCCGAUGGUUCUACGAAGACAACUUUAUGUUGCGAAAGAUUUGCGGAUCUCGGUGUCGCGAGAAACCCAAGUACAGUCUCACACGAGACGACUUUGAAUACACUCUCAAACGUUUGCAAAAGUUUGACUCAAUCAUGUUCAUGGAAGAUUUUGCAGCUUCCUAUGCCAAGUUUGCCAAGAAACAUGGAUGGAAAUCACCCAUUAACAAAAUCCGAAUAUCGCCUCCUGUCAAGGGUCGUUUGGCAACGCUUGUCAAUCAGGUUGAUGACAGUGAUUGGGAUUACCAGGAGUCAGCUCUUGACGACGCCGUCUACGAGUAUGCACUGCGAAUAGACGGCGGCAUGCAGCCGUACGACGGUUUCUCAAGACCAACACGACAACAUCUGGAGACGUACUUUGCCAAACAAAAGAAGUAACAGGGCUUUGCUUCCAUGUAGGUAGAAGAUAAGCAAGUAAGUAGUGGCUUACUAGCUACUGAGCAGUUUUACAGUGCCUUCUCCGGCUUUGUCCUGGCAUGGUCGGUCUAACACACACCAGGGUAGACACGGUGCCUGAGUGUUGGUGGCCGGACCAACUGGAAGGAAUGGCGUUGCUACAGCCAAAUCAGAAACGUUGUCAACGGUCACGACAACAAUGCAAGGCAUGUACAUGUUACGACAGCUGAGCUAAAGAAACACGUGAUGCCGGUACCAGUAGGCCCAUAAUAUGAAGUGGUUAUAGAAUAGAUAAUAGUCAUGAAGCUAAUAAUGUAAAGAAGUCUCCAAAGCGGAU
Seminavis robusta is the source of this 1605-nucleotide messenger RNA. Lineage: Eukaryota; Bacillariophyta; Bacillariophyceae; Naviculales; Naviculaceae. The record is from the annotation of a GenBank genome assembly.